AUGUCCGGCUCCUCUAGGCCUCACACCCCAACCUUCCGCUUCCACGGAGCUACUGGCCCAGAUCCCCAGCUAGUUCUGAUCGACGCCUCUCGCCCUUUGCCCGAUCCCGUCCAAGGACGCCCGGAGCACGACCAGCCAGCCCGCGCUCUCACUCUCAAGAUCUUUCAGGCUUCUCCUUCAGGCGAGCCGGAACAGCCCCCGGAAGCUCCCCGGAACGGCUUUGUGCUGUCGGCCGCCUCUACCUCGGACCAGCAGCAGCCCCCAGACUUUUCCCUACGCAUUCUCCAUAACGUGACGCCCUUACCUUCUCGUGAACCGUCUCCCCAGCCGGCUGAGAGCUCUGCCGUCGUCCUUCGCCCUCACUCUCGACACCAGAGUCGCACCUCUGACCUCUCCAUUCUUUCGAUCGAGAGCGAGAAUCCGCCUUCAUAUGAUGUUCGUAGCGAGGGAGUCCCGGCACACGAGUUCUUCACGGCCCAGUUCCAGUCGUCGCUUCGGGAAGGACUGGAGAUUGCAAAGGACACACUCCGGGAGCUGGAGAGAUUGGGUGACCAUGUGCGGGACGAUGCAGACUUGAAGAAGCUCUUGGACGAAGCCUAUCAGCUGUCCGCCUUUGAAGGGUCGGAUACCAAAACGAUCGCUGUGCUGGGUGACUCGGGCGAAGGGAAGAGCAGUCUCAUCAAUUCCCUGCUGGACUUCCCUGGGAUUGCCAAAACCGGAGAUAUCGGCUCGGCAUGCACGUCCGUGGUCACGGAAUACAGGCAGAAAACCCGCGAGCAUACCGCGCCCAUCACGAUCGAGGUCGAGCAUUUGUCCGCACAAGCCAUCGAAGAUGUCAUCGGCGAGCUAGUGUGGAAUUAUCGCCAGCUGUACCUCCCGAGGAUUGUCGCUGAAGGCCCCUCGGGAACGGACUACCCCCGGUGCCAGCGGGAGUCGGACCAAGCCUGGUCAGCCUUGGAGGCCGCGUUUGGCCAUCACUCAGGUUUCACGGAGGAAAUGCUGCAGGAUCAGUCCGACGGCGCGCUGGAAAGCGUCACGGCGCGGCUGGUCGCGUGGUCGCGCGAGAUUGAGUGGCCCGGCGGGGCUGCCGACGGAUUCUGGCGGUCGACCGCGAAUACCGCAGAGGAAUGCGUCGAGCAGACGUCCGUCUUCAUGCAGGACCGGUAUUGGCCGUUCACAAAGAUCAUUCGCGUUUACCUGAACGCGCAGGUGCUCAAGACGGGCGUUGAUACGAACCUUGCCCGGGUGCGCGCGACACACGAUUAUCUGCUCCGGUGCAACCACAUCCUUAUCGUGGCCAAGAUCUCGCGGGCCAUCACAGAUGCCUCCCUGAAGUCGUCGCUAUUUUCGGUCCUAUCGCGCCACGUGCCCCUGGAGUGGGAGGAGACCGGGGCGAGCAGCUUGAAGAUCGCGGUAGUGUGCACCGGGGCCGAGGACAUCGAUAUGCCAGCCGCAAGACGCGAGUUCUGCGGACCCGGUAAACACAUCUCCGCCGCCGUCAUGCAAACCCUCGACGCCCAAAUCGACGACGCCAAAGCAGCAGACAACAGGCCGCUCAAGAAGGCCCUCAAGCAAAAGUAA
Molecule: messenger RNA, 1581 nt
Organism: Chaetomium fimeti
Lineage: Eukaryota; Fungi; Ascomycota; Sordariomycetes; Sordariales; Chaetomiaceae
Exons: 7
Coding region: 1-1581 (526 amino acids)
Source: RefSeq, a predicted model, not a curated record